Messenger RNA from Dufourea novaeangliae, 1286 nucleotides. Its product is annotated as WAP four-disulfide core domain protein 2-like. The record is from RefSeq and is a predicted model, not a curated record. Lineage: Eukaryota; Metazoa; Arthropoda; Insecta; Hymenoptera; Halictidae. Gene Ontology annotation, molecular function: peptidase inhibitor activity. Gene Ontology annotation, cellular component: extracellular region. The transcript is spliced from 4 exons. The coding region runs from base 127 to 765 and encodes 212 amino acids.
GUCAUCGAAACACUUUCGAUUUGCGAUCGACGGACGGCGUGUUCGGUGCACAAGGUCGACUGUUUUUGACAGAAAGUUGGUUAAGCGGACGCCAUUUUGUGGGGACAUCUUCAGAACGCUGGAAGUAUGAAGUCGCUUCUGGUGACCCUAGCGUUAUCGCUAAUUUUGGCCACCAGUUACGGUCAAUCCAGUUUCAGGUACGAACCAUUCGCCGAGAAACCGGGGUCAUGUCCGCCAGCAGUGUCGGUUCAGAUUUGCACCCGGGUCUGCUCAUCCGACUCAGAUUGCUUGGGAAUCGCCAAAUGUUGCAGCACCACUUGCGAAGGAAAGGUCUGCUCGAUGCCUGUGACCAUGAGACAAGCGAAUCACAGAGAGAAACCAGGCUCCUGUCCAGCCGUGCCCAAAGGAAGGUGGGUCUGUACGCCAACUUGCAGCGUCGACAACGAUUGCAGAGGAAACCUGAAGUGUUGCAAAAAUCGUUGCGGCGCGCUGGCCUGCCAGAAACCGGACAUCGAGGUGGUCGAGUCCGUGGAGAUACCGGUCGUACCGCUGCCUGAGGAUCCGAACAAUUCUCCCAGAAAUCCUUAUGAAACACCCAGAAAUCCUUACGAGACGCCCAGAAAUCCUUACGACACGCCCAGAAAUCCUUACGACACGCCCAGAAAUCCUUACGACACGCCCAGAAAUCCUUACGAAACGCCCAGAAAUCCUUAUAACAAUCCCAGAGACCCGAAUUCCUACCCUUAUUAUUUCUACAACAAUUAAUCCGGAUGAUCAGAGACUGUUCGACUCUUCGUUCGAAAUUCGCGGGGAAAUAAGUACCACGAGUAACGAAAUAUCUCAUAGGUGCCAUAUUAUCGAGAAUUUUAAGAAUUUCUUCGGAGACGUUCAAGUGCCAUUUUACUGUAGGCUUAAUCACGCGAAGACGAUACUUUCCUGAAUAGUGAUUCACUGUUACUGAAUUCUUUUCGCUGAACAAGAUGUCUUAGAAAUGUACGUAUUACCGACAAUUCGCGAAUUUCUUUUGACAUUUGUGACAGGGCCAUUGGAAUCGGAUCUUUAGAAGCGACUGUUUUAGAAAGCGAUACUUUUAUUAACGACGAUGCUGUAUUGCGAAUAUUGUUGAUUAUACCAUUCUUCCUUCUCGACUAAUUUGAAUGCUUCUUUUCGCUCAAGAAAUUUGUGAAAAAUCAGUCACGAUUUGUUAGAACCGAAAGAAUCAUUCUGCGAUUCCCUAGGCGACGGUUUCAUUAAUUAAAACAUUUAUAAUAUUUUGUUCGGUUAAU